GGUGCAUUGUGGGCGUGGUAGUUUACGCCGCAGUUAUGGUUGCCUUAAUAAAGCGUGAGUGCUCCGGUUCGCAGACUGGAAUAUAACAGGCAUCAGAGAUUCCUGCUCUGACCCUUGCUCGGUUCUGCGAAUGUGAUCUAGGUUGGUUAUCCCAGGAUCAUCAUUGUUUAAUGGAGAAAAGUCACCGAUUUCGUUGCUAUUAAGUAACCUUAAAAGCAUAGCCUUGAUUUUCUGUGAGAAACUGAAAAUCACCUUUUAAGAAGCUGCACUUCGACUCCCUGCUCUUUUCUCCAAAUUUCUUGAUUAUGGUGUAAAGUAGAGCGUUUUGAACAUCUCUUCACUAUUUUGUGCUUAUCUCACUGCAUAAUGAUUUUUUGUUUUACUGGUAUUCGGAGGUUCCCUAAGCUUUGGAAAAAUAAUCCAUACCUCGGGCUAGGUCCAGGACACUUUUAUAACUCUCUCUUUCUGAAAGACUGUUAUGGCAUCAGGAACCAGCAGAAGUUGUUUUUCCUUCAAGCAGCAUCUCCACAAAAUACCAAAGCAAUAAAUUUUCCAAUUGCGAAGGCCAGAUAUCACAGGAAAGGCAACAGUAAAAUUUCUUCUGAGUUUCCUCAUCUUUUUGCAGCUGGAGCAGCUAAGAAGAGAUCACAGAUGAAUCCUCAGAUUAAAGAUCAUGCCUCGCCACCUGUGAGCAACAUUAUUCAACUCCCAACAAAACCUUUGAAUUCAGAGCAGUGGGAUAAACUUAAGGAAGAUUUCAAAGGAAAAGCUAAUUUUGAAAAUUGGAUCAUUUCACAGAUGGCUCGGCACAAUAGCUCUGUAGAUGUGGCCAAAUCUUUGCUGGCCUGGGUAGCUACAAAAAACAAUGGUAUUGUAAGCUAUAAUUUGCUGGUCAAGUAUUUGUAUCUCUGUGUUUUUCAUAAGCAGACAUCAGAAGUUUUUGAUGUCUAUGAAAUUAUGAAAGCCAGAUAUAAGAGUUUAGAAUCUGGAGCAAACACUCUUCUCAUCCGGGGAUUAAUCCAUUCAGACAGAUGGAGAGAGGCCUUGGUGGUGUUAGAAGACAUCAAAAAGGUCAUGACCCCUUCAAAAAAGAACUAUAAUGACUGUAUCCAGGGAGCCCUCCUUCAUCAAGAUGUAAACAUAGCUUGGAAUUUGUAUGAGGAAUUGUUAAGUCAUGAUCUUAUUCCUAUGAUGGAAACUUUAAAAGCCUUCUUUGAUUUGGGAAAAGACAUAAAAGAUGAUCAGUAUUCAAACAAACUACUAGACAUUCUUUUGUAUCUAAGAAAUAAUCAGCUGUAUCCUGGGGAAUCAUUUGCACACAGUAUAAAGGCAUGGUUUGAGAGUGUUCCUGGAGAGCAGUGGAAAGGACGAUUUACCACAAUCCAGAAAAGUGGUCAGUGUUUGGGCUGUGGAAAAACCAUAGAGUCUAUUCAUCUGAGUCCAGAAGAGUAUGAAUUUCUCAAGAGGAAAGUCCUGAGGGAUGUGAUAGAUGGAGGUGACCAGUACAGAAAGACAACACCUCAGGAACUGAAGAGAUUUCAGAACUUUGUGAAAUACUGUCCUCCUUUUGAUAUUGUCAUCGAUGGGCUCAAUGUUGCCAAAAUGUUUCCUAAAGCUCGUGAGUCUCAAGUUCUCUUGGGUGUGGUCUCUCAACUAGCCAAGCAGAAUCUGCACGUGCUGGUCCUGGGCCGGAAGCACAUGCUAAAUUCACGUGCCCAGUGGAAAAAGGAUGAGAUGGAAGAGGUGCGAAAGCUAGCCAGCUGUUUCUUUGCUGACAACAUCUCAGAGGACGAUCCGUUCCUUCUCUACGCCACCCUGCACUCAGGGGACCACUGCAAGUUUAUCACGAAGGAUCUGCUGCGGGACCACAAGGCCUGUCUCUCUGAUGCCAAGACCCAGCGCCUGUUCUUUAAGUGGCAACAGGGACAUCAGCUGGCGAUUACUAACAGGUCUCCAGGAUCAAAAAUAACCUUUCAGCACAUUCUCAGCUAUGACACGGUGGUGCAGACCACUGGAGACUCGUGGCACAUACCGUAUGAUGAGGACCUGGUGGAAAGAUACUCCUAUGAAGUGCCAACCAAAUGGCUGUGCCUUCACCGGGAGACGUGAAGGCUCGUACCCCCAUGCGGAAGUCGUGUCUGGGCGUCCUGCUGUUGGUGUCAGGGCUCUUAGGUUGACGCUUGUUUAUUAGACCACUGCUUCUGCCCUGCUUGAUCAGGCUUUCCUGUUUGGUUCCAUGGGUUUGUAUGUCAACAAAUUGAUUUUUUAAUUAAAUGUGUUAUAAUAUCUUUUCAUAACCAGUUGCAUUUUUUUCCCAUAAACAGUUUUUUUGAGGUUUAACGAGAGUUAGGGAACUCAGUGCAGAAUGAAGCCUACAUUUCUUAUUGAGCCAUCUAUUUCACUUUCUGAAAAACUGGCAAGAUAUUAAAGACUUAUAAGCAACUCUUAUCACCCAACUAUUUGGGUUCAAGGAAAGGGGGACAAUUCCUUCUUUUACACUGUGAUCUUCUGCUUCAUGGUAUAAUGCCUUUUCCAGAUUGGCUCCACGUUUUGUGAACACUGUUAAUUCCAUCAUCACCUGGUAUGAGGGCUUUCGAAAGUAUGUGCAGCGGAACGCAGGUCCUGCUUCCCACCGCUCCGAAAGCCAAUACUCGAGAGGCAGUUGCUGAUGUAAAGGAAGGUGGUUUAUUUGCAGACCCCGGUCACCUGGAAGAUGGGGACUCAUGACUCAAAACCCAUUUCCACCUCUCAUUGGAGGCAGAGGUUUCUUAGAAGGAGGGAGAGGGGAACAGAACAAAGAGAUCAAGCAGGGGUUGAAAAGUUCCCUGUGUGCUGACGAGCACAGUCCAUUCCAACAAGGCAAGUGAUGGGCCUGCAUGUGGCAUCUGGUUAACUCAUCAUGGAGUCACAUCACCCCAGCUUUGUGUCGUCCUGGCUCCAGGGAGGACAGUCGGCAGAUCUCCUGGAGUUGGGAUGCUUGAAGGGCAGAGUCUUUAUCUUUUGAAACUAGUUCCUAGGAUUCUUAUAAAAACAUGCUGUUCGUCUGUAAGCCACGUAUUA
This is a messenger RNA of Artibeus jamaicensis (Jamaican fruit-eating bat), 3060 nucleotides long. It is a transcript of the gene PRORP, whose product is annotated as protein only RNase P catalytic subunit. Gene Ontology annotation, biological process: tRNA 5'-leader removal; mitochondrial tRNA 5'-end processing. The coding region runs from base 367 to 2109 and encodes 580 amino acids. Gene Ontology annotation, molecular function: protein binding; ribonuclease P activity. Gene Ontology annotation, cellular component: mitochondrion; mitochondrial ribonuclease P complex. The record is from RefSeq and is a predicted model, not a curated record. Lineage: Eukaryota; Metazoa; Chordata; Mammalia; Chiroptera; Phyllostomidae. The transcript is spliced from 8 exons.